This is a messenger RNA of Penicillium angulare, 735 nucleotides long. RefSeq names its product MARVEL domain-containing protein. The transcript has a single exon. The coding region runs from base 1 to 735 and encodes 244 amino acids. Lineage: Eukaryota; Fungi; Ascomycota; Eurotiomycetes; Eurotiales; Aspergillaceae. The record is from RefSeq and is a predicted model, not a curated record. Gene Ontology annotation, cellular component: membrane.
AUGUUCGUCGCCGCAAAGCUCCUCAAGACAGGCUACAAAGAAGCCAAAAAGCACAAGGCCAAGAAGCAGGCCCAAGCCCAGUCUCAAUACCCAAACCCCAACAAUGGCCCUUACCCAGAACCCUACCAAAUGUCCGGAUACCCUCAAGGCGUCGCGCCAGGCGUAGACGUACGCUACCAACCCGACACCCCACCACCAAGCAAACGCACCCGAGUGGUCUCAAUGCUCACAUCGGCUGUACGAUUCCUCCAAUUCGUCUUCGGUCUCGCAGUGAUCGGUCUUUACGGCCAAGACGUCCACCACGACCAUGAAGAUGGCAUAUCCUACAACGCGAAAUGGAUAUACGCAGUCAUCGUCGGAAUCCUCGCAACCUCUACCUCUGGAAUCCACAUGGUUCUCCCAUUCAUUAUUAAGGGCGUGAACAACUCUACAAAUCCCAAGUUGCAGCUUCCUCAGUUCGUGUGGGAGUUCGUCCUUUGCAUCCUCUGGUUAACGCUCUUCGGUGUCUUCGGCAAGAUGUAUAUCGGUGUUCAUGCUGAUGAUUCGAAUAAGUCGCUUGGUGAUGCGGCGAAGAUUAAUCGUAUGAGACAUGCUGCGUGGGUUGAUCUUGUUAAUCUGCUUAUGUGGGUGUUUACUGCUUCGUGGGCGCUUAUGAGGUGGCUUAAGAAUCGGAGGGCGGCUACUGAGUCGGACUCGGAGAUGGGAUAUGAUGUUGAGAAAGAGAAUCAGAUUUGA